This is a messenger RNA of Emys orbicularis (European pond turtle), 4049 nucleotides long. It is a transcript of the gene RSAD2, whose product is annotated as radical S-adenosyl methionine domain containing 2. The coding region runs from base 20 to 1090 and encodes 356 amino acids. Gene Ontology annotation, molecular function: 4 iron, 4 sulfur cluster binding; catalytic activity. The record is from RefSeq and is a predicted model, not a curated record. NCBI's taxonomy places the organism in Eukaryota, Metazoa, Chordata, Testudines, Emydidae. The transcript is spliced from 6 exons. Gene Ontology annotation, cellular component: lipid droplet; endoplasmic reticulum membrane; mitochondrion. Gene Ontology annotation, biological process: positive regulation of immune response; defense response to virus.
GCUGCAGCCCAGCACCGCGAUGCACCUGGCUGAAAUGCGCAGCUUGCCCCAGGCGCUGGCGAUGCUAUUCCGGGUCCUCCAGGCGCAGCUGAGCGCCUUGUGGCUCUGCCUAGCGCCCUUCUCCUGCCGGCUCCGGGGGGCGCUGCUGCCGGGGAGGAGCCCCCCGCUGCUGGAGGAGGGCGCUGGGGAGCCGGAUGGCGCCGAGGUGCCCACGGUCCCCACCAGCGUCAACUAUCACUUCACCCGCCAGUGCAACUACCGCUGCGGCUUCUGCUUCCACACGGCCAAGACCUCCUUCGUGCUGCCCCUCGAGGAGGCCAGGAGGGGGCUGGCCAUGCUCAAGGAGGCGGGUAUGGAAAAAAUAAACUUUUCAGGAGGAGAGCCAUUUCUGCAAGAGAGAGGAGAAUUUGUGGGCAAAUUGGUCCAGUUUUGCAAGCAGGAACUAAAACUGCCAAGUGUCAGCAUUGUGAGCAAUGGCAGCAUGAUUAGAGAACGAUGGUUCAAGCGCUACGGUGAAUAUCUAGACAUUCUUGCAGUUUCCUGUGAUAGUUUUGAUGAGGAAGUCAAUGUUUUAAUUGGCCGUGGACAAGGAAACAAGAACCACAUUGAGAAUCUCCAAAGACUGAGAAAGUGGUGCCGAGAUUAUGCUGUGGCUUUUAAGUUAAAUUCAGUAAUUAAUAGAUUUAAUGUUGACGAAGAUAUGAACGAACAGAUUGAGGCACUAAAUCCUGUCCGAUGGAAGGUAUUCCAAUGCCUGCUCAUUGAAGGAGAGAAUACAGGUGAAGAUGCACUGAGAGAAGCAGAGAAAUUUAUUAUCAGUGAUGAAGAUUUUGAACGAUUCUUAGAUCGCCAUAGAGAGAUCUCAUGUUUAGUACCAGAAUCUAAUCAGAAGAUGAGAGACUCAUACCUCAUUCUGGAUGAAUAUAUGCGUUUUCUGAACUGUAGAAAUGGACGGAAAGAGCCUUCCAAAUCUAUCCUGGAUGUAGGCGUAGAACAUGCUAUAAAAUUCAGUGGAUUUGAUGAGAAGAUGUUUCUGAAUCGAGGAGGAAAAUAUGUGUGGAGUAAAGCAGAUAUGAAGCUAGAAUGGUGACUCCAAGUAUUUUUUUAUUGCACAUGUGCUUUGUAGUACUAUAAUAAUAAUUAUUAUUUUUGACAUAAGUAUUGUAUGUUUGUUUCUUAUUUUUAUGCUUUAUAUAUAUGCCAAAGACCAUUUUUAAUUAAAAGUAGAGUAAUGUUAAUUGCAGAGAAAAUAGUGUGUGUAACUUUAAAUUUUAGCUUGCUUAAAACUAAUCUUUUUGAAAUUUAGAUUGUUUUUAUCUACAGUGUACUCAGGGAUUGCUAAAUAAUGAUUGGAUUUAGAUAUAAGAUGAUCUCCCAAAUCUAGUACUUACCUAGUCUCUUAAAAUUCUUAAACUACACCUUCCACUAUGGUAAAAUAUAUUGUAAAAAUAUAUGUAGUUCUAGGCAUAAAGAGUAUUGCAUUAAAUUAGAAAAAGUCAUAUAGGAAAUAGUUUUAAAAUAAUAAAUCAGUGACCCAGAAAAACAAAAACAACAAAUGCAACAUCAUAAUAUAUUUCUUUAAUGACAAGUUAGACAGGUAGAUUUCUUAUCAUGAAGCUUGUUCUGCCUAGUUCUUAAGAAAUAAUAAGUUACAAUUCCAGGCUAGGUCACUAGGGGGCAAAUCAGUAGUGCUUUGAAGACAAUGCUGACAUUUUCUUGAGUACGAACUGUUGAAUCGGGCUAGUUACCAUAAUAUAUGACUGAGGCAUAAGCUAAAUUAAGUUAAAUGGAAACCAGUGCCAAGUGAAACAUCCAAUUGUCAUUUUGCAAGCAUUUAUUUGUGAAAGUGCAUAUUUCCUCCAGUAUUUGUAAAUGUGAUGCAGGGUGCAAUUUUCUCGUGUUCACUAGAGAACACUACUUUUGUUAGGGGAGAACAUGAAAUUUUUCCCCAAACAUAAUCAUGUUUUUACCCUUGAUGGCAAACAUUAUUUAACUGGAAACUGACAGUGUUUCCCAUGGGAAACAAUCUUUUGUUUUAAUAAAAAGUAUUCAAGGUGAAAACCAAGUAUUUUGCUUUUUACGUGAAUCCACUCAAAUCUUACUUUUUAAAUGAUUUUUCCUCCACAUCCUGCUCUCGUGGGGAGCUCUAUUGAAGAGAGUGGACAGAAUUCUGUAAUGCCUGCCUUGUGUUAAAGAAAUGCUAGAGUUAUUUGCUGUAUAUUUUGCUAAGCCAGGAAGUCAGAAACCACAAAGUUCACAUACCAUAUGUCUUCAUUUAGAAGCCAGCUUGGCUUAGUAAUCACCCUUAUUUAGUAGCUGCACCAAUAACAUACAAGCUGUAAGUGAAACCAAUAAAAUUUAAUAACAGCCACCUUUGAUUUCAAGGGGUAGCAUCAACUUGAAAUAUAGUAAACUCAAAAACACGAGUUAGAAGUAAUUUCAGUUAUUACACUUGUGCCUGAGCCGUCCCCCUCCCCCCCCCCCCGCCAAUCGUGAUGGUUUUACAGUUAUGUUUUUCUACUUUUAAAAAUGUUUUUUUCUCUUCCUAAUUUUUUGUGUGAAAACAGAAAAAUUUUUUCUGAAAAAUUGUUUUCUGAAAAUUUCUACAAACAGGCAACUCACUGAGGACCCGAUCCUGCAGACACUUAUGUGUGAGUAACUUUACUCAUUCAGAUAGUCCCAUUGAAUUUAGGCUUGGAUCCUCAAAGAUAUUUUGGCUCCUAACUUCCAUUGAAAUCAGUGUAUAUACUUGUGUCCUUGAAUAUGAUUUUUUCGUAUGGCUAAAAUCUUGGAUCCAACAUAUAUCCUCUGCAGCCAGGCUGUGAGCUGAGGAGUUGGAAUUCUCUGUGAUUGCUGGUCCAGCCCCAGCUUGAGGAAUGGCUAGCGCUAGUAUCUCCUUGUAUCAUUAAAUCCAUCAGCCUACUGCUAAUCCAAAAUGCCUGCUGCAUAGCAGCAUCCAGGGAGCCUCCUCAGGUAUGAGCCACACACACAGAAGUAUACAACCCCUAUGCAGACUCUUUUAAUCUUGCCACCCUUCCUGCCCCUCUGUCAUUUGCACAAGAGAAAUGCAACAGUUUUGCUACAGGAAUAAAAAGAGUUAGAGAGCAGAAGCUAAAAGGUGAAUAGAAAAGCAACUAAAAAAGUUCAUACAUUUAGAAACAUUUGAAAAGAAUGAUAAAGAACCAAAAUGUUCAGAGUGCUGUGAAGAGAGUUCUGAUUUGUGUUCUUACUUUUCACAUGGAAUUCAGUCCUGUGGGAUUUUCAUCGUCUUUCAAUAAAAAAACCCCAAACCCACUGUAUGUGGUAUUGCUUCAAAGGAGAUGAAAAUUGUCUGCACCAAGAUGCAUCACAAUGAGAACUUGCUUUAGUUUUUAAGAUACUUUGAAGGACAAACCUUAGCAGUGAAUAGACACUUUAUACAUUUUACAAUUUAAGGUGCUUCUGAAUGAAAAAAUCCUUGUCGUUUAAAGUUUUAGGUUUUUGACUGUAAUAAAAUGAAGGGUUUUUAUCCAUAGCUAUAAGUUUUAGUAUUAAUCUAGACUGAUGUGUGCUAUUUUUACAUAGAUACAGUAUAUAGAUGUGGUUCCUAUUAGAACAAAUUGUAUAUUUUAGGCCCUGAUCAUUUAGACACGCGCUUGACUUUAAAUAUGUGACUUUAGGUCUCAAUCCUGGAAACAUAUAUGUGCUUAACUUUACUAACAUGAGUAGUCUCAUGGUAGUUAAGAACAUGCAUAUGUGUUUGCAGGAUCAGGCAUUAGCUUGCACAGUAAUUUUUUAGCACUUUUAUUGCUUUUCAUAUUAGGAAAAGUGACAGGUAGAAAGAACUCAAUGCACUUGAAGUCAGUAAGAAUUUUUUCUGAGGAAGUAAUGUAGGAUAUGCCCUAUCUGAUGUGCUUAGCUUUCAUUAUAAACUGUAACUGUAAUAUUUUAGUGUGUUGCAGAAAUAUGAUGUUGCAUUUAUUUAUUAUUACUACUGAAUUUUUUUAAAUGUUUUGUAAAAAGUUGAUAUUAAUAUAUUGUGCAUUGUAAUAAAGUCUUUUAAUUUUCUU